AUGACGUCACCUGGGAUUUCCAGCGUACUGCUGCUACCGCAGACUAAUAUGCAUGAAGUCAACAGGACCACAGUCACAGAGUUUAUCCUUGUAAGGCUAUCUGAGAACCCGGCAAUGAAAUGUUACCUUUUCAUCCUAUUCCUAUUGAUCUACAUCAUUACUGUACUUGGAAACAUGUCUAUAAUUUUUGCCUACAAGCUGAGCUCAAACCUCCAGACCCCCAUGUACUUUUUUCUUGCCAAUUUUUCUCUCCUGGAGGUUUGCUAUGUAACUGACACAUCACCCAAAAUGUUGUCAGUCUUACUAUCAGAUGGCAAGUCAAUUUCUCUCUAUGGUUCUGCCACUCAACUCUUUGGUGGUUUGUUGUUGGGUGGUGCCGAAUGUUACAUACUUACCAGCAUGGCUUAUGAUCGGUAUAAUGCUAUAUGUCACCCAUUAUUAUAUAAUAGAAUUAUGAAUAAAAUGACUUGCAGUUUACUCUUACUUGGGUCAUACCUUAUGGGUGUCCUCAGUGCUGUGACGCACACAACUCUUACUUUCAGUCUACCUUUCUGCGGUUCAAAUAUAAACCACUUCUUUUGUGAUGUUCCACCUUUACUAAAACUGGCUGGUACUGACACUUGGGUCAAUGAAUUGGUGAUUUUUGCUUUAGGCAGGUAUCAUGUCACAAGUUCAGUUUUGUUCAUAGUAAUAUCUUACAUAUACAUCAUCGUAUGCAUCUUUAAAAUUCGGUCUUCAGUUGGGAGUAAGAAAGCCUUUUCAACCUACACUUCUCACCUCAUUGUUGUUACUAUAUUCUACGGUUCCAUCUUUUUUGUGUAUCUGAAACCUAAAUCAAAGUACAAUCUAGAACAUGAUCGGGUAGUUUCUGUCAUGUACACAACUGUUGCUCCCUUGUUAAACCCUUUUAUAUACAGUAUACGUAACACAGAAAUGAAAUUGGCUCUCUUGAAAAUGCCAAAGAAAUUAACUGUGCGCCCAUCUCCGAAAUGGCUGCUGGCAGUGAUGUACAUCACCGUGCAUGCAUGA
This is a messenger RNA of Nanorana parkeri, 1029 nucleotides long. Its product is annotated as olfactory receptor 1019-like. Gene Ontology annotation, cellular component: membrane. The coding region runs from base 1 to 1029 and encodes 342 amino acids. Gene Ontology annotation, biological process: sensory perception of smell; G protein-coupled receptor signaling pathway. The transcript is spliced from 3 exons. NCBI's taxonomy places the organism in Eukaryota, Metazoa, Chordata, Amphibia, Anura, Dicroglossidae. The record is from RefSeq and is a predicted model, not a curated record. Gene Ontology annotation, molecular function: olfactory receptor activity; odorant binding; G protein-coupled receptor activity.